Rhinichthys klamathensis goyatoka is the source of this 4878-nucleotide messenger RNA. It is a transcript of the gene hcn4l, whose product is annotated as hyperpolarization activated cyclic nucleotide-gated potassium channel 4l. Lineage: Eukaryota; Metazoa; Chordata; Actinopteri; Cypriniformes; Leuciscidae. The record is from RefSeq and is a predicted model, not a curated record. The transcript is spliced from 8 exons. The coding region runs from base 413 to 3979 and encodes 1188 amino acids. Gene Ontology annotation, cellular component: membrane. Gene Ontology annotation, biological process: potassium ion transport; transmembrane transport. Gene Ontology annotation, molecular function: voltage-gated potassium channel activity.
UUCGGUGGUGCGUGCUUAUUUGCUGUCUGCGCUUCUAUGGCAACGUAAUAGAUUAUCCAUCCCCAUGCACGUUACCACAUCUGAACUGGACAUCUUUUGCACAUUGGAUUACUGAUGUGUCAAUGGCCGGGGGCUUCGUAAGUGCUGUUUCAAGAGUAGUUUGAAAAGGAGGGUGCUAUAUGAUUUGUCAUUGAGACGCGCGUCAAAUUGUUUCCCGUUCAGACACGUCCGUCUGUCUUCCCGCAUCCAGUGUGCGCGCUUUGAUUCUGCGCUCUCGGGAUCAGUGUCUAGUAUUACAGAUGCAGCGGGAUGCAUAUAUGUGCAUUCAUAUUUUUUACGACCUAUUUUCCUGCCUCCGUCUCUUCUCAGAUGAUACCGACUGUCAUUGUUUCUGUUAAGGUGGUCGAUCACAAUGCAUCCUUCCAUGCGCAAACGACUCUAUAGCUUGCCACAUCAGUUUGGAUACAAGGGUGCUAUGACUCGAGACGGUGAAGACAGCGACAAGGACACUCGGAGGAAAAGUGUCAAGAUGAAGCAUCUUCCCUCCACGGGGAGCUCUAAAGGUGUUAGCGAGGCCAAGAGCGGAGACGCGGAGACCGAUGUGGGGAGACCCUUCAGAACCAACGUGAACGGGGACUGCCGGAGGUUCAGGGGCAGCCUCUCUUCCAUCACCAGCCGACAUGCUUCAGACGCGGAUCUGGCGGAGCAGAGGCGCCUCAUCGGGGAUGCGAGCCCUGAGGAUGAAGGUCCCUUGGAGCACACCGGACCUGGGGAGAGCCAGGGCGCGCAGGGCGGUCGCGGCGACGGGGCACAGCAGGCGCCCUCUGAAGAACAGUCGACUUUCGUAAAGUUGGAGGGUAUCGAUCAGAUCCUGCCGGACGAUGAGAGGUUGUACCAGGCGGGCUUUAUGCACAGGCAGUUUGGAGCGAUGCUUCAACCGGGAGUCAACAAGUUCUCGCUUCGAAUGUUCGGGAGCGAGAAGGCAGUGGAGCGCGAGCAAGAACGGGUCAAAUCUGCAGGCUUUUGGAUCAUUCACCCAUACAGUGACUUCAGGUUCUACUGGGACCUGAUCAUGCUCCUCUUGAUGGUGGGCAACUUGAUCAUCAUCCCCGUAGGCAUCACCUUCUUUAAAGAUGAACACACCCCCGCCUGGAUAGUCUUUAACGUGGUCUCUGAUACAUUCUUCCUGGUUGACUUGGUGCUGAACUUCCGCACCGGGAUCGUCAAGGAAGACAGCACGGAAAUCAUCCUGGACCCUCAGCAGAUCAAGGUGAAGUACCUUCGGAGCUGGUUCGCUGUGGAUUUCAUCUCUUCCAUCCCUGUGGAUUACAUCUUCCUCAUUGUGGAGACACGAAUCGACUCGGACUUCUACAAGACGGCACGAGCGUUGAGGAUUGUGCGUUUCACUAAAAUACUCAGUCUUCUCCGGCUACUGAGAUUGUCCAGACUCAUUAGAUACAUCCACCAAUGGGAGGAGAUUUUUCACAUGACCUAUGACCUGGCUAGUGCCAUGGUGCGCAUUGUGAAUCUCAUUGGAAUGAUGUUGUUGCUGUGCCACUGGGACGGAUGCUUGCAGUUCCUGGUGCCCAUGCUGCAGGAUUUCCCUUCAGACUGCUGGGUGGCCAAAAACAAAAUGGUGAAUGACACAUGGGGUCAGCAGUACUCUUAUGCCCUGUUUAAGGCCAUGAGCCACAUGCUGUGUAUCGGGUAUGGCAUGUACCCUCCCGUGGGCAUGACGGAUGUGUGGCUGACCAUCCUCAGCAUGAUCGUGGGCGCAACCUGCUAUGCCAUGUUUGUGGGCCACGCCACCGCCCUCAUUCAGUCACUGGACUCCUCACGCAGGCAGUACCAGGAGAAGUACAAACAGGUGGAGCAAUACAUGUCCUUCCACAAACUUCCUACAGACAUGCGACAGAGGAUCCAUGAUUACUAUGAGCAUCGCUAUCAGGGCAAGAUGUUUGACGAGGAGAGCAUUCUGGGAGAACUAAACGAGCCGCUCAGAGAGGAAAUCAUCAGUUUUAACUGUCGAAAGCUUGUGGCCACCAUGCCGUUGUUUGCCAACGCAGAUCCCAACUUUGUGACCUCCAUGCUAACAAAGCUACGUUUCGAGGUGUUCCAGCCAGGAGAUUACAUUAUCAAAGAGGGGACCGUCGGAAAGAAGAUGUAUUUCAUCCAACACGGUGUACUAACUGUCCUGACGAAGGGCAGCAAAGAGACAAAGAUCUCAGACGGGUCUUACUUUGGAGAGAUCUGUUUGCUGACUCGAGGCAGAAGAACAGCCAGCGUCAGAGCGGACACAUACUGUCGUCUGUACUCACUCUCUGUGGACCAUUUCAACGAGGUGUUGGAGGAGUACCCUAUGAUGCGACGCGCCUUUGAGACCGUAGCCCUCGAUCGCCUUGACCGAAUAGGAAAGAAAAACUCUGUCCUCCAGCACAAGGUCCAACGGGAUCUUAAUUCCGGAGUUCUGAACUACCAAGAAAACGAGAUCAUCCAGCAGAUUGUGCAGCAUGACAGGGAUAUGGCCCAUUGUGCCCACCUCAUGCAGACACCACCCCCAGCUCCUCACCCAGCACCGACACCAUCUUCCCACACCCCCGUCAUCUGGGCACCUCUUAUUCAGGCUCCACUACAAGCUGCCGCAGCCACCAGUUCCGUAGCCAUUGCCCUGACUCGCCACCCCCAUUUGCCCCAUUCCCUCUUCCGACCCCCUGUCCCGCUGCUUGGCUCGCUGAAAGACCAGCCAGGAUAUGUAAAAAGGUUCCCAACUGCACUUUCGGGCGCUGCUGCAUUUAGUGGCUCCUCAUCAACCAGCUCACAGUUCAGCUCUUGUAUAGAGACCCCAAUUCUGGACACACUCAGGGCCGAGAGAUCAUCUACCUCCACACCUCCACCACCGUCCUCCAGCUCUCUGCCAUCCACCAUCACAACAACUGUCACCACUACCACCUCCAGCAUCACAGAGUCUUCCUUCUACCCUCAUAGACCCCUUGUCUCCCACGGGUCCAAAGACUUCAGUGUUGCCCAGCUUCAUUCUCAACCACAACUUCCUCAGGCCUCUUUCCCCAGCAUUGCUGCAUCACUUCGUGGUUUCUUCCAACAAGGAGCAGUUGGAGGAGAGGCUGUCCAGCUUUCAGUUCCCCCUACAUCCACCCUUACUCCUUUGAUAGCGCACUCUGUAAGUCCCAUCCUGACCCAACUGCAUUCAGCUCAGCCAAAUCCUCAACCAACAAAACCAAGUCAAGGCUUGAAUAAAGUUAAAAGGACAGCCUCCCAGUCUCCUGUAACAGAAUCCCCUAUCCACUCCAGGAGCAUUCUUGAACAAGUCUCGGGUCCAACAAGUCCCAUCUCAUCCCAACAAGUCCCAUCCCAGCACACUCCGAUUAGUCUACAGCCAGAUGUUCUUUCCCAGCUUUCCCAAGAACCAUCUGCUCUUGCUUCCCUUGCACAAUAUGGGUCCGGAAAUGUGUCCCCAUGUAGCACACCUUCAGCUUGGAGUCCCACGCGCCAGAGUCCUACAGUGGAGAAGAUGAGGAUGUCCAUGCACAGCAACCCUGCUAGCAUCUCUGGAUCCCAAAGCUCACUCAUAACCCCUCAGACACUCUUUCCACCACCACCUCAAACAAGACAAAGGGGUGGAUCUCUAGUUGACCUACCUUCACAAGACUUAACCACCAUUUCCAAGUCCCUCCCCACCCCAGGACUACCUGAAAAGUCCAAGUUAGUUGGAAGAGGACCAGAACCGCCAGACUUAUCCCAUCACAGAGGAUCGGCUUCAGGUUACUCACCUCUCCCAUCGCCCCCUCCGAUUAUGAAACCAUUUAGCUCAAUACCUGGUCAUGUUGUCCUAUCGAGACAAACUUCCAAGUUGUCCAUAACUCAGACUGGGUCCUCAGGUGGGUCACCAGCCCAUGGGUCUAGUGAUAGGUCCACCCCUGGGACACCAAGCUUACACCCAAAACUCCCAUCGAACUUGUGAGAAUGGUCUGCACCCUCCUGCAAUGAUUGAGCAACUUUUUUUGACAUUUCUCACCAGAGAAGGAGGGUGUAUGUUCAUCUACUUGGAUUUUUUAUUGGUCCAAUGACUUCCCUAUUUGUUAUGCCAAAAGAAGAAAUGGAUUAAAAACUGAUAGAAAAAUUAAGGUGGGACUUAAAUUUGUCUUCCAUGUUCUGUCAGUAAUUUUUGCAAUAUUAUUGUCUGAUGAUAAGACUGUAUAGGGAUAUGCAAAUUAUGACUUCCAAAAAAAAGUUAUUUCAAAGUAAUAAUUCUAAAGGAUGUAUGUAUGUUUGUGAUUGUGUGUACGUGUGAGUGUGCGAUUGCUAUUGUAAUGUUAUAAUAGUGUGCUCUUUUUAAAGAAGGGAAUUAUGCUGGGUCAGGGAAGCAAAGCUACAUUUGUCCAUCGCACUUCAUCAGUCACUGUGAAAGAACAGGUCUCUCCGGGCAGGUGGCACUGGCACAGAUAUAUACAAACAGAGAUGCACACAAACAUUCACACAUGCACAAUCAAAACCUAGCCCUCAACAUCCCAAGUAUCUAGACCUAGUAUGAACUUUCCGCUUGACCUUGACCCCAUACCUCCUUGCUGACAAAGAGGUACUGCUCAGUAUCUAUGGCCUUUCCUUUUUGUAACAAUACUGCCUUAGUGUCUGGACACCAGGGAAUUACACCCUCACUUCCACAACAGAACCGAGAACAUUAAGAAUGUUUUGCAAUCAUUUUGUAUGCGCUUUGUAUGUGAAUUUGUGCAGUACUUAAGCAAUAAAACUGUAUGCUUGGUUUUUGUACGUGCACAGAGGUUGAUCUGUAAAUUGCAGCUUUCUUCCUGUCAAACAAAACAUACUGGAGGAUUGUUAAUGGCAGUGACACAACCAAUAUGA